Angiostrongylus costaricensis is the source of this 669-nucleotide messenger RNA. The record is from the annotation of a GenBank genome assembly. NCBI's taxonomy places the organism in Eukaryota, Metazoa, Nematoda, Chromadorea, Rhabditida, Metastrongylidae.
AUGCUCGGUAUGAACAGUGCGGAUCAGACGUCCGGCACAGCAACGUCAACGAUCCCAGCUCCACCUCCGAUGCUACCUCUUUCUAAUGAUCAGGGCCCUCUUGGAAAAUUGAUGGAACAAUGCAGUCGUCUUAAUGCAAACGUCAUCCUGGACAAGCUUGAAUCAAAACCGGCAGUGGAGAAAUCCCCAACUGCUACUGACGCCGCUUAUCCACAGUACCAACACUAUUGGCCAACAGCAACAUGGUGGGAUCAAACCAGUACUUGGCCACUACCGUAUACCUCAGUAGACGCUUACUCUCCCUACCUUUCCUCACAGUUAGGCUUUUUGUCUUCCGUGCCACCAUCGACGUCUACGCUGAACCAGCGGCUAACGCUUGGAAAAGCUCCUGGGACAGCUGGCGGUGGGAAAUUCCCUCGAGGAAAUUGUGAGUGUCCAAAUUGCGUGGAAGCCGAACGAAUAGGAAUAAAUAACGUACCGGUAAAGAAACGAGGCAUUCACAAUUGCCACAUCGCCGGCUGUGGAAAGGUUUACAACAAGAGCAGUCAUCUUAAAGCGCACCUUCGAUGGCACUCGGGCGAACGGCCUCCGGUGAGGCUUACUUAUAGAACUUUAUGCUCAAUACCAGUCAUUAGUGCCUUUGAUGAAGCUCUAGAAAUUCGUAACUAA